This is a messenger RNA of Suillus clintonianus, 3900 nucleotides long. Its product is annotated as ste6-like protein. The transcript is spliced from 22 exons. Gene Ontology annotation, biological process: transmembrane transport. Gene Ontology annotation, cellular component: membrane. The record is from RefSeq and is a predicted model, not a curated record. Gene Ontology annotation, molecular function: ATP binding; ATP hydrolysis activity; ABC-type transporter activity. NCBI's taxonomy places the organism in Eukaryota, Fungi, Basidiomycota, Agaricomycetes, Boletales, Suillaceae. The coding region runs from base 1 to 3900 and encodes 1299 amino acids.
AUGAAACAGAAUUCAAAGGGCAUCCGAUCCUUUCUCCGUUGGCGAAAGAAAGCAUCUAAGGGAAUCGUGACCGAAGCCGAGAACGCAAAGGUAGAAGAUGCACCCGUCCCUGUAUCAUUCUUGUCGUUAUUUCGGUAUUCAACUCGCUUUGAAAUAAUGUUGAACCUUUUUGGCAUAAUCUGUGCUGUUGCUGCUGGUGCUUCGCAGCCUCUCAUGACUUUUAUAUUCGGCAACUUGAUACAAGAUUUUAUUACAUUUGGUUUAGCACAGAACGAGUACUAUCAAUCGCUACAGUAUAACGAUGCAAACGCGAUUGAGCACGCGCAGGUCGCACUGAAUGCUGCUGCAUCCAAAUUCCGUCAUGAUGCUGGACUGGACGCUUCUUACCUCACAUAUCUUGGCGUCGCGGUAUUUGGCACCACGUUUUUAUUCAUGUGCGCCUGGGUUUAUACUUCAGAGGUUAAUGGGAAAAGAAUACGAGAGAGGUAUCUUCAGGCCAUCCUUAGACAGGAAAUCGCAUAUUUUGAUAACGUCGGAGCUGGAGAGGUUGCGACGCGCAUCCAAACCGAUACUCACUUGGUACAACUGGGGAUAUCCGAAAAAGUCGCUCUUACAGUCGUUUUUGGUAGCUCAUUCCUCACUGGCUUUAUAAUUGCAUAUGCCCGGUCAUGGCGUCUCGCUCUUGCAUUGACGUGCAUCAUUCCGUGCAUCGCAAUCUCAAACGGCGUCAUGACCAAGUUUGUGUCCAAAUACGCGCGGUUGUCCUUGAAGCACGUUGCAGAUGCGGGCAGUCUUGCAGAAGAGGUCAUAUCCACUAUUCGUACCGCGCAGGCUUUCGGGACACUCAAAGUUUUGUCUGGAAUAUACGAUAAGGACAUCGAUGUAACUUGCGUCGCCGACUCCAAAGCGAGUAUUUGGCAAGGUGCAGUGGCAGGCUGCGUCUUCUUUGUGAUCUUUGGCGCAUAUGCACUGGCGUUCGCAUUUGGAACUACCCUCAUAAAUGAGGGCCAUGCUAACGCCGGGCAGAUUGUGAACGUCUUGAUGUCCAUCUUAAUUGGAUCAAUCUCCCUUGCCCUACUGGCGCCUCACCUACAAGCCAUCACACGUGCUCGUGGCGCUGCUGCCAAACUCUUCGCUACAAUUGAGCGCAUCCCUGAUAUCGACUCUGCAAACCCAGGAGGACUAAAGCCUGCAAAAGUCAUUGGCGAAAUUACGUUCGAGGACGUCAAAUUCAACUAUCCAUCUCGCCCAGAUGUCCCAAUUCUCAGAGGGAUAGACAUCACCUUCCCGGCUGGCAAAACUACUGCUCUCGUCGGCGCGUCUGGAUCUGGUAAAUCUACGAUUGUAUCUCUCGCGGAACGCUUCUACGAUCCGAUCAGUGGCCAUGUUAUGCUUGACGGAACUGACUUGAGGGAGCUCAAUAUCAAAUGGUUACGCUCUCAGAUUGGUCUAGUCUCACAAGAGCCCGUGCUUUUCGCGACAACUAUCAUGGGCAAUGUCGCACACGGUCUCAUUGGUACACCAUACGAGGACGCGUCGGAUGAGGAGAAGUUUCGGCUCAUCAAAGCAGCCUGCAUCAAGUCCAAUGCAGAUAGUUUUAUCAACCACUUGCCACAAGGAUAUAACACUGUGGUUGGUGAGCGAGGUUUUCUGUUAUCGGGAGGGCAGAAACAGCGCGUCGCUAUUGCGCGAGCUAUUGUGUCGGAUCCGCGGAUCUUACUCCUUGAUGAAGCAACGAGCGCCCUCGAUACUCGUUCGGAAGGGAUUGUACAAGAUGCUCUGGACAAGGCAGCUGCUGGUCGAACUACCAUCAUCAUUGCUCAUCGCCUGUCAACGAUUCAAGAUGCCGACUGCAUACUUGUCAUGGGCGAGGGACUCGUACUGCAGCGAGGAACUCAUGCCGAACUCCUGGCAGACCAGAAUGGCGCAUACUUUGGUCUUGUUACAGCGCAAACUCUUCGUGAGGGUCAUGAAGAUGAUGAUUUAUUAAGUCACGAGGAUGACUUGGAAACGCCUGGGUUAGACGAACUCCUCGAUCGGAAGAGCUCUAUUUGCUCCAUCGGAAGCGACAUCGCCAGUCUAUCAAUGGAGAAUGGAGGGGAUCGGGCUCCAGAGGAAAUCUACGGUCUAUUCUAUUUGAUGAGGCGAAUUGCUAGUCUUCACCGUGAAGGGCUUCGCCGAUACUUGAUUGGAGCUUUCUUUGCAAUGUGCCAUGGUGCCUCUUAUCCUGCCUGUGGUAUUAUCUAUGGGCGCGCAAUUUCUGGCUUCGCCGCGACCACAAAUUCUGAGCGCCGCCAUGAAGGCGACUGGAAUGCUCUCUGGUUUUUCGUUAUGGCCAUUCUGUACGCCAUUUCUAUUGGUUUCCAGACCUACUUCUUUUCUUCUUCUGCCGCUGUCCUGACUGCCAAGCUCCGUUCGAUGAGCUUCAAAGCCAUCCUCCGACAAGACAUUGAGUACUUUGACAACGAGAAGAACAGUACUGGCGCUCUGACGUCAAGCUUGAGCACAAACCCCCAGAAGGUCAAUGGUCUCGCUGGCAUAAGUCUGGGAACAAUCAUCCAAUCCAUCGUAACUCUACUUGCUGGUUUGACCAUUGGCUUUGCAUAUGCUUGGAAGCUGGCUUUUGUCGGCUUGGCAUGUGUCCCUAUCCUGCUGUCCGCUGGCUUUAUACGUUUGCAAGUCAUUGUCAUGAAAGAUCAGAAGAGCAAACUAGCCCAUGAAAGCUCUGCUCAGGUUGCCUGCGAAGCUGCUGCAGCAAUUCGCACUGUUGCAUCAUUGACCAGAGAAGAGCAGUGCCUUGAUCUUUACAAACGGUGCUUGGAAGAACCCGUCAGAAAAUCCACUAGGACAGCGCUUUGGAGUAACACACUUUACGCGUUCUCUCAGGCCGCGGCGAUCUGGGUAAUUGCUCUAGUUUUCUGGUAUGGUGCGACGCUCGUUUCGCGGCUUGAGAUUUCCACGCAAUCAUUUUUCACUGCCUUGAUGAGUACGAUAUUUGCCGCAACGCAGGCCGGUGACUUCUUCGCCUAUGCGCCUGACAUGUCAUCGGCCAAAGGGGCCGCCAACGCAAUUAUCAAGCUCCUUGAUUCAACCCCUGUGAUUGAUGCAGAGUCAACUAGAGGCAAAAGCGUUCCGAGCGAAACUAUCAAGGGCCACAUAAUGCUGGAGAACAUUCAUUUCAGUUAUCCCACCCGUCCUGGGUCACGGGUUCUUCGCGGCCUCUCGCUUACCGUCGAACCUGGAACUUAUGUUGCUUUAGUCGGCUCUAGCGGUUGCGGUAAAAGCACAGUCAUCCAGUUACUAGAACGUUUCUACGAUCCACUUUCUGGACUGAUCUCGCUCGAUGGGCAGCCUAUAAAUGAGUUUAACGUCCAGGCAUAUCGACAGCAGAUUUCGCUUGUGUCGCAAGAGCCUACUUUGUAUGCAGGAACUAUCCGCUUCAAUAUCUUACUCGGCGCCGCCAGACCAGAGUCUGAGGUCACACAAGAAGAGAUCGAGGCUGCAUGUCGUGAUGCCAAUAUACUAGCUUUUAUUCAAUCACUUCCAGAUGGGUUCAAUACCGAAGUCGGUGGCAAGGGAUCCCAGCUAUCUGGGGGUCAGAAACAACGUAUUGCAAUCGCUCGCGCACUACUUCGGAACCCCAAGGUUCUUCUGCUCGACGAAGCUACAUCAGCCCUAGAUUCAAACUCAGAGAAGGUCGUGCAAGAAGCUCUUGACAAAGCUGCCAAAGGUCGCACCACAAUUGCUAUCGCCCACCGUCUUUCGACUAUUCAGAACGCCGAUCGCAUACAUUUUGUCAAGGACGGCAGAAUCAGCGAAUCUGGAACCCAUGAUGAGCUUCUUGCGCGGAGAGGGGAUUAUUAUGGGUUCGUCCAACUGCAAGCACUGAGCAAGAAGUAG